GCCUGGGAGCGGAUUUUGACGGUUCAGCCCAAGAUACUGGGUGGGGAUCUCGAUCUAUCUGAUUGUCCAUUGGGCACGAGGUGGUCCCGCGAGAAAAAAGUUCAAGGUAUCACGCGGUUCAAUUUGGCCGCGUACCGGGAUCAGCUUGCAGUUCUCGCAGAGUCUGAUUUUGUCUGGAUGCCGUACACGACUCUUUUGGGUCGUAUUGCCAGGGUUUGUCUUGUGGGACAGGGCAUAUGGCGAUCUCAGACAUGGCUCAUCUGCGGUGACGUCGUUACGCCACACAACCCCAGUAGGGUAUUUCGCCAAUUUGGUUAUCACCAGCGGAUACCCGGCGACGCAUUACUUCUCACCGCGGCGGAAAUUACUAGCCUGCUCAAGAGGAAGCCGUUUGGAGGAUCCGAUAGGAGAUGGUUACAACAACUAGGGAUAUAUCUCCGUGUUUGGAAUGAUCGCCACGGCCAAGUUGUGGGGACUGAUGAUCUUUAUGUUGGCGAGCCUUCCGCAGAUCCGGAGUAUCUCUUGUGGUACCAUCAGUUUUGUGAAGCCACAUUGAUGGAGGACGUUCGUAGUCUGAGUAUUAUAGGCCAGCGUACUUUCGACGCGGACUCCUUUGGUUAUGAUCGCUUAGGCGAGAUUGCCCAGGUUGCUGAGCGGGCGUUGUCCGUCAAUGUAACAAAUAUUGUACGUCACGAUCUCGAUAGGCAUGUUGAGGUUCAUGACAUUUUGAGUCAAGAACUUGCACCUGUAGACCCGACCCAGCAACAUCCACCACCCAGACCUCCGAGGCGUUCGCGCAGGUCUCAGCGUGGGCGUGGGGGGCAAGAGACAAUCACAACAUCUCAGCCACAUCAGUCCUCCCAGCAUGAGCAGUCUCAUAUUCCCUUCACUGGCGGUUCAUCCCAUCAGUCUCCCCAUCAGUCUCCACAUCAGUCUCCACUCCAUUCUCGACAGCAUUCAGCCCAUCAGUCUCCACAUCAUUCAUCCCAUCAGUCUCCACAUCAUUCUUCGCCGACCCAUCAGGCGUUUUACCGUCCGAUUAUGUCUCCCCAGCACCAGCAGUCCAAUUUUUCCUUCACUCAGUUUUCCUCCCCUCAGACUUCUCAGCGUCAGUUUGGAGAUUCUUUUAUUGACUUUUCUGGGUUUCAGCAGAGUUCGCUAGAUGGCCAGUCGAUACAUUACACGAGUAACUUUCUUUCGAGUAUGUUCGAGGGUGUUGCGGGUCAGCAUCAGGCUGAUAACCCAGCUGAGGGUGAGCGUGAGAGUCAGGGUGAGGAUGAGGCUGAGGAUGAGGCUGAGGAUGAGGAUGAGGAUGAGGAUGAGGCUGAGGAUGCAGACCAGGAUGAUCAGUUUGAGGGUCAGGGUUAUCAGCGCCAUGAGGAGCAGGGAUCGAGUCAGACUCUAGGGACUCCACCGUUGGCUGUGAGUAAAGGCCAGAGAGUGACGAAGGAGCCCGAUAGAUUGACUUAUAGCCUUUUUCGGGCUAAAAAGCCCAAGAAGAAGUAG
Messenger RNA from Oldenlandia corymbosa var. corymbosa, 1506 nucleotides. The record is from the annotation of a GenBank genome assembly. Lineage: Eukaryota; Viridiplantae; Streptophyta; Magnoliopsida; Gentianales; Rubiaceae.